Molecule: messenger RNA, 7948 nt
Organism: Eleginops maclovinus (Patagonian blennie)
Lineage: Eukaryota; Metazoa; Chordata; Actinopteri; Perciformes; Eleginopidae
Gene: usp6nl
Product: USP6 N-terminal like
Exons: 14
Coding region: 4164-6842 (892 amino acids)
Source: RefSeq, a predicted model, not a curated record
UUAAACAAUGCAGAUCCCAUAAUCUAGUGGUCCCCUAGAUGUCGGUCCUGAGAAUGUCAAAAAUCAUUAAAUGUAUUGAAACUUUAGAGUCUUUUUUUAUAUAAAGAAGAGCAAAGAAAAGACACUGAAGGCAUUUCUCAAUUGAACAUUUGUAUUGUUACCACUCUUCUUCCCCUACCAGUAACUGGCGGUAUACAUCUAUUUACCUGCCAAGUAUUUUGAAAGUGCCUGCCCUUUUCCAAAAAAAAUCUAACAAAUGCUUCUCAGAUGGUAUAACAAAACCAUCCGGCUUUAAUUUAAUAUUAAACCGGUUUUAAGAAUGGAAAAUAGAACAGGUACAUCUACUUGUGGAGCCAGUUGCAACCUGUGUAUGUCUUUAGGAAACAUGAAGCGUGGUGGUUUUGAUGGAUUUAAUGUGCCACUUGUCUCUAUUGAAGUGUAGCUCCUGUAGUUGUAGUAAACCAUUAUGUUUGAAAAAGGCCACACUUUCACCUCAUGUUGUGGGGUCACAGCCUAGCAACAGUGGAUCAGAGGCAUAGCAACAGCAGCUGCAGAGUCGGUCCAGCAAUGCAGUAAUUGGACCUUUUGACUCAGUGCCGGAGGAUCGACACGCUAACAAAUACAGACACUUCAUCCCAAAGACUCGUGUAGCACACAGCUCUGUGCUUUACAUGUGUGUGCAUGUUAGUGUGAGAGAAAAAUCAUGAGGUUUAUUUAAAUUACAUAGAAAUGAACCUGGCUUCUGGUAUUGCUUCACAGCUGCUGCUGCUCCUGCUGCUCUGUCCUUACAGUAGAUAGGUGCAGUGUGUGUGUACAUGCAUGUAUAUGAUCUCAUUCUGCAUGUCAUGGUGUGUUCAUGUGUCCUCAAGGUAUGUGAAGUGUCACUGCUCAAGGUCACUUUAUCUUAAGUCCAUCUUCUGACCGACUCUCAUGCUAACACAGAAUAACAUCAACCAUUAAGCACCAUCAUAUCAGAAUUCAUUGACAACCAGUCCAGCUGGAUGUACUUUUAAGUGAAAGGUCAACUUCGAAGUGAUACAUUUGGAGAAAGAGCAUUGACCUCACCCUGAUGGAGAUACAGAAUUACAGCAUAGCGGAUACAUCACCAAUUGGAAGUCUAAAUGGACUGAUUAUAGCAAGAUGAUGCAGUUAGAGAGAGAAACAUCAAGGACGUAGUGUGUGUGGACUGAUUAGAGAUGGCAUAAUGGACGGGGGCAGUGAGUACAUGAGACAAUUUAUGGAGAAAUGAAAGAAGGAAAGACGAACUGACAGUUAGGGAGAGAAGUAGAGAGAUACCAAACAUUAUUAUGAUGUGUGUACUGAACAAAGACGGAUUGGAUCUAAUUUAAUCUCAUCUCAUGAAAGGAAGGGAGUCUGAAGUGCACUGCAAAGAAAUCUCCAUAUAUCAAUUAUUCUUUUCUGUAAAUGAGCCCUUAAGGCCUUGUUUUCCAAAUGCACGCUAAUAGAAAUCUGCCAGUGAAGGAAGAUUAUGUUAACUUGUGUCCUGUGAAAAUGUUGAUAUUGUAGACAUUAGUAGGAGAAUAUGGUGAGAUGUUUUUAUUUAUGUAAAUUUUAUGGGACCCUUAUUGCCGGCCAGUCGGGCCAAAAUGUAUACGAUGAAGCAUUCAAGUAUUCAACUAAACGUAGAAGCAGUCGACAAGUUGAUUAAUCACAGGAAAUAUACAACCAAGAAAAGGUCUCAAAUAGGGCUGCACGAUUAUGGCCAAAAGGAAAAUCACGAUCAUUUUAAUUUCAAUAUUGAGAUCACGAUUAAUUAUCUCGAUUAUUUCUUAAAUUUGAACCAAAACAUGUUUUAUUGACACAGGCUCAUUAUUACUGCUUUCACAUCCAGGUGCUACAUUCCUGCUAAUGUACAAAUGUGUGCAUCAAAAUAAAAUAGAUCUAUAUCUCGUCCACACUACUGCGUUUUCGUUUUAAGCCGGAGUUUUAAAACGAAAACAAUCUCCGUCCACACGAGCGUUUUAGCUCCGUAUCAGAAGUAAUCUCCGUCCACAUUACACACCUGAAAACGAAUAUCACGUGACCAUUCACGUAUACUGAGCAUGCGCGUGCCGGUUGCAGUUGCAGCAUUACAAAAUGCAGAAUUUACCUGCACAACAACUGCUACCAAAGACAACACGGUAAACAGCGCUUUUACUUCAAUAUCCAUGUUUACCACUGGUAGUCAAGGCUGAUCUGACCCAAUACCAGCUGAUUUGAAUCCUUUCGGGAAGAAAGGGUCAACGUGCUAGGAGCGUGACGAAUCAGAGAAGGAUACUCGUGAUCGAUAAGACCCAAUCAGAAAGCGCUCAUGGGUGUCUACGUCAGCGUUUCCAAAAGUCUGUGUUUCUGCCUGUCCACACUAAUCAGCAGCCCCGGGGUUUUAAAACUGAAACGGGGCCAGCAGCGUUUCCAAAAGCCUCUGUUUUAGGGACUCGAAAACGCCGGAGUAGUGUGGACGCGAGGUGUAAACGUAGCAGAAGUUAUACGUUUUAAAACGAAAACGCAGUAGUGUGGGAAAGGCUUGUUUUCUCCAUCACUCACUAGAAGCGCUAGAUUGGCUUUGGAAAAAAACGUUGAUUCUGAGCGUUCUAUGAACACAAUGACACAUUUAAAAAAUCGCUCGAUCACGCGAUUUUGGUUCGUGGGAAACCAAAAUCGUGAUCGUGAUUUCAAAUAUAACCAGCUUUUGUUGCGAAAGGUAAACAAGUAAGGUUUGGAUUAGUGUUGUGUUUAAGGAAAACAUACCGGGGCCUAGGAUGGAUCCCUGAGGAACCCCACUUGAGUUACCAGAUAUAGAUGAUGAAAAAUGAUCCCAAAUUGACUGAAAAAAAACCCAAAAUGAAUUCAGACAGUUACAUAUACAGUACAUAAUGCAACAAAGGUCCAGAAGAAGCAAGAUAGCGCCUGCUUCCAGUGUCAUGAUUGAAGUAAUUAAAGACUCGCAACAGACCAAUAUAAAUGUUUCUUCUUUUUUUAAUGAGAUUUUUCUGUCUUUUAAAAAGCAACUAAAAGCCUCUUCAUCAUGAUGACUGAGGUAGUGAAGGUUGUGACAAAGACAGUUUGAUAAUGUGAAAGGACGUAACCCGAGGGUGACAGCUUUAUUGAUGCUGCUGGGUACAAUUCAUCACUUGGACACACAAACAUAUACCCGCAUCUCGUGCUUGCUUUUACCCCUUUAACAUGCUGCUCAUGUUCUCAGCUCCACUGUACAUGUAGACCAGGAAAAGGGGCUGGGUGAGUGAGAAAGAAAGCGACACAAUGACAAGGAGGAGGGAGGGGUGCAGGGAAACGAGAGGAAAAGAGAGGAGUGUGUGGAAGUGCUUAUUAAUAAGAAUUUUAAAGGAUGUGAAUAGCGGGCAGCAAGGGAAGCAGCCAGCAUUUGAAGGACUGAGGGAGGGAGAGGCUGACGUGAAGGAGAGACAUGGGUGGAAGAGGGUAGGAGAGUCAGAGAAAGAGGUGAGAGUUGGACAGUUAAGAGGCAUCAUCUCCGGUUAAACUGUGCUGUUAUUGAUCCACGAAAGCCAGAUGGUUCGUCUUGUGGAGCCACCGAAAAAGAAGAAGAGGAAAACGUAAAUUGUUCUGUCCUGCUUCUUUGCCGCCGACCGGCAAAUGAAGAGUGUGUGUGUGACAGCACUCCAGCUGAGCAGCACAACACUCACAUCUCAUGCAAGAUGAGCACAUUCAGUGUGCGAGAGAGUCGCCGCUGCCAGGGAACAUCCUCCGCUACUUUCAGCAGAUGCCCGUUGUUGAGUUGAGAUUUAUCGCCAGUGUUUAUGUAGAUCAGAGCAUUUGAAAGCAGGUGAAUAACUCAGGUGGUGUGUUUGCUGUUGCCGUACAUCGGUGCUUAGAGACAGGUUCUUUAUGGUAUAAAGAAAUGCCAGCAAACCUAUCUGAGGAUAUUUGAGAGUUUGUGAGCUUGUGUUGGAAUCGGGAAAUAAAAAAGAAGACUUAAAGAAAAGUCAUCGUACAACACCACCCAGAAACGAGUACCAUAUCAAGGGGAAAUCAAGAUCCCCGGGAGCUGUGGAUUAGGGGAUGAGUCCGGAAGAGGAGCCAGGGAGGGAUGAGGUUGUGGGGGGUGAGAGGGCAACAAUGGGACGCCCCUGCCCUUUGCCACGUCUGGCUGCCUCCCUCCUCCCUGCUGCUGUCUCCCGGUGAGCAUGCAGGUCCUUCAGAUCGUCAAGGAGCUGGUGUCGCCGUCCAGACGCAGGGCAGCUGCAAGAUUUGGAGCGUCUGAUCAGGAUGCGGCGGUGAAACUUGACCAGGAGCGCGCCGAGAUAGUCGCCAAAUAUGACAAGGGGAAGGAGGCCAUCGUGGAGCCCUGGGAGGACACCAACUUCCACUUGUACAAAGUCAUCGACCGCUUCGGCUUUGUUCAUGAGAAUGAACUUCCAUCUUAUGACUCAGUGGAGGCGAAGCAAAAACACAUGGAGGUGGAGAGGACCUCUAAGUGGCUGAAGAUGCUGAAGAGCUGGGACAAAUACAAGAACAGUGACAAGCUGAUGAGGAGGGUCUAUAAGGGAAUCCCCUUGCAGCUGCGAGGGCAGGUGUGGGGUCUGCUGCUUGACGUCCCCAAAAUAAAGGAGGAGAAGAAGGAUUUCUAUGAGAAAUUGAAGGCCAGGGCCAGGGGUGUCUCCCCCGACAUCCGGCAGAUCGACCUGGACGUGAACCGCACCUACAGAGACCACAUCAUGUUCAUGCACCGCUACGAUGUCAAGCAGCAGGCUCUCUUCCACGUCCUCACAGCUUAUUCAAUGUACAAUACGGAGGUGGGCUACUGCCAAGGCAUGAGUCAGAUCACAGCUCUGCUGCUCAUCUACAUGAAUGAAGAGGACGCCUUCUGGGCUCUGGUCAAACUCCUGUCUGGGCAGAGGCAUGCGAUGCACGGGUUCUUUAUCCCGGGCUUCCCGAAGCUGAUGCGUUUCCAGGAGCACCACGACCGCAUCCUGAAGAAGAUGAUGCCCAAGCUGAAGCAGCACCUGGACACCCAGGAAGUUUUAACCAGUCUCUACACCAUGAAGUGGUUCUUCCAGUGCUUCCUGGACAGAACUCCCUUCACCCUCACCCUCAGGAUCUGGGACAUCUACAUUUUGGAGGGAGAGAGAGUGCUGCCCACCAUGUCCUACACCAUCCUCAAACUGCACAAGAAGCACCUGAUGAAGCUGUCCAUGGAGGAGCUGGUGGAGUUCCUGCAGGUGACUUUGUCCAAAAAUUUCUUCUUCGAGGACGACUUUGUGGUGGAUCAGUUGCAGGCGUCCAUGACGGAGCUGAGGAGGGCCAAGCUGGAGCUGCCUGCACCAGGUAAAGAAGAAGAGUUUCCCAAGAAGCCUUUAGGGCAGCUUCCUCCUGAGGUGGCACCAGUGGUGGUGAACCACGUGGCCAACGGGCAAAGCCACGUCAAUCCUGCGGAGCCUCCCCUGGACCCGAGUCCACUACCGGACCGUAAGCAAGACAGUCGGCCCCCUAGUCGCUUACGCCGGGACUCACUGGAGAAAUCCAUACGCCACCACAAGGCAGAAAAGAGGGAGGCUCGCUCAAGUGGGUCGGGGGAGAAUCACAAUGAUCAGCGGAAGCAGUCCACUACACCUGAGCGGGGGACCACGCCGCCCUCAGCCCCCACCCCGACACCCCAUGUGGAUCGAGGGAAGCCUCAGAGCCACGCCACCGCCAACCACAACUCCAACGCGGCCUCCAGCUCCCGCAAAGAGAUCACCCCCCGCUGGUUCAAACCUUCGGAGACAAAGCUGGAAGCAGUGAAAGCAGCAGCUGCACGGGACGUCCACCUGAGCAGGGGGGCUUCACCGGCCCCCUCCAGCCCGGAGGACAGCGCCCUGGCUCUCCACCGCCCGCGCUCCAAGGGCUUCAUCCCCGACACAAACCGCGGCUCCAAUGCCUCUCAGUAUGACAACGUGCCGGGACUGCAGGGGCAGGACUUUGAGAUCCUGGAGCUUGACAGACCUCCAUCCAGAAUGAAGACCCCUCGCAGUGACACCCCCUUCAGUGUGUCGUCCCUCCAUCAGGGCAGCCCGAGCCUAGCCGGGAGCAUGGUGUCCGUCGCCUCCGGGUCAAAAAUGGCCAAGCACCCUCCUGCGUUUACCAGCAACAGUCCAGGAAGGGUUUACCCUGGCAGCCAGUACAGCACCCCUCCCCAGCAGCACUCCCCGGGCAGAACUACAACAGAAGUUCCCAUCCUCCAUCCUGCUUACAGCGUGAGCCUGGACCCCCGAGGAGAGGACCGACUCUACGCCCCUCCCACCCGAUUUACCCCACCCUCCAGCGUGGUGUACGGGGAUCGAGCUUACGCCACCACGCAGCGCAAGAACCCCUCCCCGGAGAAAACUCUCAUGAACAACUCCUACACAACCUACCGCAGGGGGCCACCGGGAAACCCCCGAGACGUGAGGCCCCCACCAGAGCACUCCCUGCAGCUGGAAACCCAGGGGAGGUCCACCCCGAUCUACCUGCAGCAACUCACCUCCACUUCACAGGUCUGCGGCCCGGUGGACUACAGGUUUGAGGGGCAUCGUAGGGGUGAGCCACACUUCCUGCCAGAAGGCGGGGGGCAUCGGAGGCCUGUAGACGGGGCCCUUCCGUGGGCACCAGAUGAUGAGUGGCCUCCUCAUACCCCAGGUGGUGUGCCGCGCUCGCCCAGCUUCCAGCAAGCCCAAAUGUCGCCCGUUCAGGAGUUCACUUUCCCGCCCAACCCAGAGCCCCUGCUCCACUACAGGACUCCACUCAAGGAGACUGUCCUUCGGCAACAGCUCCCCCAGCUGUUCGGAGGGCCACACUACAGGCACGCACAGGAGGCGUUCGCCCUGCAGGAGUCCAUGCUGCUGUGAUAGAGAAAUGGCAAGACACUGUAAAAACUGAAGUGUAGUCAGACACUGUGGUAGAGACGAGCUUUGUUCAAAAGUUUCUCGAUGUGUGAAGUCGUGACCUCCUGACUGUCACGUUGCAUCGUAAUGUUGCAGCACGCACCAGCCUCUGAAGUUUCUACUGAUCACUUUAAAAACUGACUGAAGAUUUUAUUUUAUUUUUGGAUGUAAAUCAUUAACAAGAGGUCACAGUAUAUAUCUUUUGGAGUCUGAUAUGUACAGUGGAUGUUUUUGUUAAUAUGCUGAGUUGUUAUCAGUAGCAGGGGAAAACUCUCCUGAAAAGGCAAAACUGAUUUAUUUUCCAUCUUUAUUUUUUUAUAUGUUACUUCCAGAGAUUCACACUCGAGAUGGAUUUACUCUUCAUGCUCGUGAAUGUUAUUUUUCAAAAAUAAUUAAUAGUACUAUGUCCCCAGAUAUAAUUAAACAGCACUGUGCAGUUUGAUUUCAAAUUUGCAGCGGCUCUACUGUAGAAAGUGAUGUUCAUUUUGUAGUCUUUCCUUUCCCGGUUCAGUGAUAACCCUUUCCCAUUAACUGAUGUGCAAUUCAUUUCUUUUUCAAGCGUACAGUUUGUUGGAUAUUUCAGUGUAGUUUUUGGUUCAAUUCCGACCCCAAAUACAGAGCUCAUUUGUGAGGGCUAAUAAUAUAUAUAUUUAGUUUUAUAUAUUUUUGGUUUGCUUUAAGCCAUCUGAUUGGCUAUGUAACUCUAGGUAACAUGUUUGUUUUUUAAAUGAAUGUACUAUAGUUACCACUUCUUGAGCAGCCAGAAGUUGUUUCAGUACAAACUUUUAUUUCCUUUGUUUUGUCUUGUUUUUCUCCACACUGUCAUAUCACUACUGUUUAGCUUCUGACAAACACUCAUCUGGCACACACAUUCAUAUUCACACACUACAUGUCAAAAAGGUGUGAGGCACACAUUUCAACAUUUAAUCAGUGACAUUAUUAUGAUUAUUCUCAAACAGUAUUGCCCUUACUGUUCAUUACAUUCCAUAAGUUAUCUUUGUAUUUGUUAAACAACUAAUUUCAAAACAUUCUGAUACUUUGCAUAAUAAAAGGAGGUGGGUUCAAAUGAA